AUGGAGGAACCUACCGAUGACGGCAUUCGCGAGCUGAUGUAUCAGCUAGAAAGCGCGACCAUCAAGUGCUCUGAGCGAUGUCUCUAUCAAUCUUCAAAAUGGGCUGCCGAAAUGCUCGAUUCUCUACGGCCUUUGGACCACGACGACACCGACCUCGAAUCACCAAUGGAUAUAACAGAUCCACCUAUCCCGCCUGCAAAUCCAUAUCUUCAAGUUCGUGACCCAGCCGAAGUCUCACUCGAAGCCCAAGAAUCGUAUAAGUACCUACUAGCCAAGUCUUACUUCGACACCCGCGAAUACGACCGCUGUGCUGCCGUGUUUCUUCCUCCCAGUACACCUCCAGUUCCGUUGUCGGUGAACUCACCCAACUCCAAGUCUAAACCGCCCCGAUCCUCCAAAAAGGGCAAGGAUGCGGGCUCUCCGUUCUCAAGCUCGAAGACAUCAAAGCUUCAGACCCACAACCCAUACCCUAAGAUGAGUCAAAAGUCUUUGUUUCUCGCCCUCUAUGCCAAAUACUUGGCGGGAGAAAAGCGCAAAGAGGAAGAGACGGAGAUGGUACUUGGCCCAGCAGAUGGCGGAAUGGCAGUCAAUCGAGAACUAUCGGGACUUGCCAGAGGCCUGGACGGAUGGUUAUCAGACCGAACCGCACAGGGGUUAGAUGACAGAGGUCAAGGCUGGCUUGAAUAUCUUUAUGCUGUUGUUUUGUUGAAAGGGCGAAAUGAGGAGCUUGCAAAAAAAUGGCUCAUCCGGUCUGUUCAUCAAAACCCUUAUCACUGGGGUGCAUGGCAAGAACUCAACGACCUCUUGGGAAGCACUGAAGACUUGAGGCAAAUUCUGGAACUCUUACCCCAGAACGUCAUGAGCCUGGUCUUCUACGUCUACUGCAGCCAAGAACUGUAUCAAGCCACUGAAGAUACAUAUCGUUCACUAUCUGAACUUCAGGCUAUGUUCCCAGAAAGCGCAUUCCUCAAGACACAGCAUGCAUUGCUGUUGUAUCAUUCUAAGGACUUUGAGGAAGCUUCUCAUAUCUUCGAAGAUAUUUUGGCCACUUCGCCCCAUCGCUUGGACAGCCUUGACCACUAUUCCAAUAUUCUCUACGUCAUGGAUCACCGACCUCAGCUUGCUUUCGUUGCUCAAGUCGCAACUGCCACCGAUAAAUUCCGCCCCGAAACGUGCUGCGUCGUCGGAAACUACUAUUCCUUGAAAUCAGAGCACGAAAAGGCGGUCAUGUAUUUCCGCCGAGCUCUCACUCUCGACCGAAACUUCCUAUCUGCGUGGACCCUGAUGGGACACGAGUACAUUGAAAUGAAGAACACGCACACCGCCAUCGAGUCAUACCGUCGAGCCGUCGAUGUCAACCGCAAAGACUACCGCGCUUGGUACGGCCUCGGACAAGCCUAUGAAGUCCUCGAUAUGUCCUUCUAUGCCCUAUUCUACUACCAGCGUGCCGCAGCACUACGUCCGUAUGACCCCAAGAUGUGGCAGGCAGUCGGUUCAUGCUACGCUAAAAUGGGCCGUGUGGAGCAGAGUAUUCAGGCUCUCAAACGUGCACUGGCGGCUGGGUCACUGCAACCAGAUGACGGUAGCUCUGGGUCCCGCAAAAUCCUUGACCCAGAGACCCUACACCAGAUCGCAACCCUGUACGAGCGACUUGGUGAUGAAGAGGAGGCCGCAGGAUACAUGGAGCUCACGCUUCAACAAGAGUCAGGCGGCCCUGCGAACGAAAACUCCGACGUCGAAUCUUCAUCGGACUCCGAGCACACCUCACCAAGCGAUGCCGAGAUUGAACAUUCGGGUGAUGACGAUCCAGAUAGACCACGCAGACACCGUCGUAGCCGGAAGCCUCGUGCUAAAGAGUCAUUUGCCGCUCAACAUGAUGACUCCCUCGUUAGCGAGUCGUGGAAUGGGACCGGCGUUACGCCUACAACAUCAAAGGCGCGGUUGUGGCUUGCACAAUAUGCGUCACGGAAUGGUGAUCUGGACCGUGCAGAUCAGUUGGCUGGCGAGCUCUGUCAGGAUGGUAUAGAAGUCGAAGAGGCCAAGGCCUUGAUGAGAGACGUGCGAGCGAGGAGGGAAGAUGCCAGCUAG
This is a messenger RNA of Penicillium brevicompactum, 2088 nucleotides long. RefSeq names its product anaphase promoting complex subunit CDC23. Gene Ontology annotation, biological process: cell division. Lineage: Eukaryota; Fungi; Ascomycota; Eurotiomycetes; Eurotiales; Aspergillaceae. The record is from RefSeq and is a predicted model, not a curated record. Gene Ontology annotation, cellular component: anaphase-promoting complex. The coding region runs from base 1 to 2088 and encodes 695 amino acids. The transcript is spliced from 4 exons. Gene Ontology annotation, molecular function: protein binding.